GGGCUAGCAAGUGGCCGCCCGGGAACCGGCGGUCUCGGAGGAGCCGGCAGCCGGCCCUUUCCCCGCCUCCCCGUGCUUCUCCUCCCCGCAGGAGCGCCGCAAGCCGCGCGCUUCCCACUUCCGCCCCCUCCGCCUGCCGUUGGAGCUUGCAGAGCCGAGCCGCCGGCGCUCCCCUCCGCCUGCUCCUCGCUUCUCCGGUGCUUCCCCGGCCGCCGCCCCAGGCCCCGCGCCCGCCGCCCCACGCCGCUGCCGACAUGAGCUUCUUGUUUGGUAGUCGCUCUUCUAAAACUUUUAAACCAAAGAAGAACAUCCCAGAGGGGUCCCACCAGUAUGAACUCUUAAAGCAUGCUGAAGCCACCCUUGGCAGUGGCAAUCUCCGGAUGGCUGUCAUGCUUCCUGAGGGGGAAGAUCUAAAUGAGUGGGUUGCAGUUAACACGGUGGAUUUCUUCAAUCAGAUCAACAUGCUCUAUGGGACUAUUACAGACUUCUGCACUGAAGAGAGCUGUCCAGUGAUGUCAGCCGGCCCCAAAUAUGAAUAUCACUGGGCCGAUGGAACAAACAUAAAGAAGCCCAUCAAGUGCUCUGCUCCAAAGUACAUUGAUUACCUGAUGACUUGGGUUCAGGACCAGUUGGAUGAUGAGACGUUAUUUCCAUCAAAAAUUGGUGUCCCGUUUCCGAAGAACUUUAUGUCCGUGGCGAAAACGAUCCUCAAACGCCUGUUCAGGGUUUAUGCUCACAUUUAUCAUCAGCAUUUUGACCCUGUGAUCCAGCUGCAGGAGGAAGCUCAUCUCAACACGUCCUUCAAGCACUUUAUUUUUUUUGUUCAGGAAUUCAACCUUAUUGAUAGAAGAGAACUCGCACCACUCCAAGAACUGAUUGAAAAACUCACCUCAAAGGACAGAUAAAAGGACACAAGCAUGAAUGUUCUUGAAAUGAAGCUGUGUGCAGUGUAUUUGGGUCCUGGUCAUGCUGUGUUUUUAUCUACAUUGUUUUGUCUUUGGUUUGGGGGCUUGUGUGGGUUCUUAUUUUUUUUUUUUUAUUCUUUAUCUCUGAAACCAUAUUUUAUUGAUAGAGGAAGCCAAGAAACAUUCUCUGUACUUUUGAUAGGGAGAAAUUGUGUUUUAUUGGUGUGGCUUUUUUAAAAAUUAAUUUUGAUUACUUGGGAAAUAUUUUGCAAUAUUCUGUGCUAAAAGAAAACACUUGCUGAUUGACAUGCUGGUAGAUGGGGUUCUGUGUUGUGUAAAUUGUGGCCCAUUUAUCAAGUCCCCAAAAGACUUUUGUUUUAAAGUGCCUUGGCAGGCUCACGUCCGAAGUGCAAAGCACAGACACAGAACUGAGUGAACAGGGCUUGAAGCCGUGGUGGGAUAAUACCCAGGGCACUCUGUGUGCAUGCUGUAAAACACCUGUGAUAAAAGCCAUAGCUGACCUACAUUGGUGAUCUCCAGCUUUUACUACAUUGAAGAAACAUAAUUUGUAAAGCUGUGCAUGUAGAACAUAAAAAAAACCCACAAAUAUUUCUUAAUUAUUUUUUAUAUUGACAGUAGUAGAGUCUGCUCAACAAAUACUUAAAAGUUCUACAAGCAGGUCUUUUCCAUCUGUUGAUAUCUGUGAUAUUGAAACUUGAGGAUGUUGAAAUGUAAUACAUUUUACAUUUUGGCUUGUUUUUACUGCACUGUAGGUGUAAAAAUUCAGGUUAUAUAGAAAAUUGCCAUCUUCAGAGUUGAUACUGAACUGUGAGGUUUCUUAGCAAUUGCCAAAUGAGCCAUAAAUCUGUAGAAUCCCUUUCUACUUUGAAUAGGAGGGGAUGAGAGAGUGUUUUGUCAGGGAGGUGGUUAGUUUUGUGGGUAAUGAGGGGUGGGGUUAGGUAUAGGGAGUCAAGUUCUAGAAAGCCCUGGCUUAAAACCCUUGAAAAAAGAAUGGUGUGAAGAUUUUUUAAAAAGUAGGUAUAAAUAAGCAAAGUCUUAGAGGCUUCCUGUGAGGAAUCAACUUCCUUGAGAAGUUACAAAUAAAUUAAUAAUUUUAAGUACAGAUACUAAGCAUAGAACUUAAAGAUGGGAGAAAUCGAUACCUUUUUAGCAUUUCCAUUCAGUGAAUGGAACUGGUCUUUUGCUUAUCAUUUUUAAAUGAUGCAUACCUUCCUUGCUUACUGUAGGCUCAGUUUGAAGCUUUCUGACUCCUUGUGUCUCCGCUGUGAGAAGUCAUUUCUUUGCAGUGAUAUCAAACAGUUAAAAUGCUGUACCUCUCUAGUGAAUUAUUUCCAUAAGUAACAAGUCAAGAAAUUUAGCUUUUAGAAUGAAAAGAAAUACUAAGUUUUCACUUCUUUUAUUCUUGAGAUAUACCUGUUUCUGGCUUCUAAUUUUAUUUUUGUCACUUACAGCAAAUCUGCUUCAAUAAGAAAUACAUGUCCUUUCAGUUAGAGAACCUGCUUUUCCCCGGUGCACUG
Messenger RNA from Ochotona princeps (American pika), 2443 nucleotides. RefSeq names its product MOB kinase activator 1B (gene MOB1B). Gene Ontology annotation, biological process: positive regulation of protein phosphorylation; hippo signaling. NCBI's taxonomy places the organism in Eukaryota, Metazoa, Chordata, Mammalia, Lagomorpha, Ochotonidae. Gene Ontology annotation, cellular component: nucleus; cytoplasm. Bases 255 to 905 code for a protein of 216 amino acids. Gene Ontology annotation, molecular function: protein kinase activator activity. The transcript is spliced from 6 exons. The record is from RefSeq and is a predicted model, not a curated record.